AUGUUUGUAUAUUAUUUUCCAUUAUUGAAAAAGAUCUUUCUUCAACCUACCUUUUGGCCAAGACACCGAAAAGGGCAGAAUCAAUCAAGUAAUCUCUCUCGCACUCUCACUUCCUGGACUGAAUUUUGUUAUUUGAUAUUUUCUCCAUUUUUAAUGGAGGAAAUAUCAUCUGAUAAUAUUCAUGGACUUAUUCUUGCUCUUGCAUCAAGUAUAUUUAUUGGGUCUAGCUUUAUUAUCAAGAAAAAGGGUCUCAUGAAAGCUGGUGCUUCAGGAACCAGAGCAGGUUCAGGAGGCCACUCAUACUUGAAGCAACCUAUGUGGUGGGUUGGGAUGAUUAGCAUGAUUUUAGGCGAAAUAGCAAAUUUUGCAGCGUAUGCAUUUGCUCCUGCCAUUCUUGUUACCCCUUUGGGAGCGCUAAGCAUAAUUGUCAGUGCAGUGUUAGCCCAUUACUUUUUGGAUGAACGAAUGCAUAUAUUUGGUGUUGUAGGGUGUGCACUCUGCUUAGUGGGGUCCACCACAAUUGUGUUGCAUGCUCCACACGAGACACUAAUUAGUUCAGUCAAACAAGUGUGGUAUUUCGCAACUGAGCCAGGUUUUUUGGUCUAUGCUUCCAUUGUAGUGGUUGUUGUUGGGAUACUCAUAUACCAUUAUGAGCCACUUUAUGGGCACACACAUCUAGUGAUAUAUGUUGGAAUCUGCUCUCUUAUGGGCUCAUUAACGGUUAUGUGCGUGAAAGCAGUGGGAAUUGCCAUUAAGCUAUCGUUUUCAGGACAUAAUCAGUUCAUAUACUUUGAAACAUGGUUUUUCACCUUGCUACUUCUUGCUUUCUGUCUUAUGCAACUAAACUAUUUGAACAAGGCACUAGAUACGUUUAAUACAAAUGUGGUUUCUCCGGUGUACUAUGUCAUGUUUACUACCCUCACCAUUCUUGCUAGCAUAAUCAUGUUCAAGGACUGGGACAAUCAGAGUGGGGCCCAGAUUGCAACGGAGCUUUGUGGUUUUGUGACAAUUCUAUGUGGGACUUUUCUUCUUCACAAAACUAAGGAUAUGGCCAUGGUGGGUUCACAUCCACAGGUCACAACUGCAGACACAAACUCCAGACAGCUGGAACUUUGACAUAGAGAGUCUAGAUUAUUGUUAAUAGUAACGGAUUAGAAAAUUUAUAGAAUGGGGAGGAGUGUUACAAAUUGGUUAUAAAUUAUCUUCAGGGAGGCCAAC
Messenger RNA from Lactuca virosa, 1218 nucleotides. Lineage: Eukaryota; Viridiplantae; Streptophyta; Magnoliopsida; Asterales; Asteraceae. The record is from the annotation of a GenBank genome assembly.